This is a messenger RNA of Homarus americanus (American lobster), 1095 nucleotides long. RefSeq lists its product as uncharacterized. The transcript has 4 exons. The record is from RefSeq and is a predicted model, not a curated record. Lineage: Eukaryota; Metazoa; Arthropoda; Malacostraca; Decapoda; Nephropidae. The coding region runs from base 69 to 737 and encodes 222 amino acids.
GUAAAUAAUGUUUUUAUGGUGCCAGAAGGGGUUAAAUACAGCGUUUGUUUUACAGGUGGUGGUGUAAGAUGCAGGUAUUGGUGUUAGCGAUGGUGGUGGUGGGGGGGGGUGCGUCCUCCCUCACCCCUCCCGGCCCACCUGCCUCACCCUGGAUGGACACGUCCUUGUGCCCGACGACGGACUCCUUGACCCUGUGCCAGAUGAGGAAGGUCGAGUGUGGGGGUCUGAACCAGCUGUUGUCCCCGCCAGGUGGAGUACUUCAUGCCAUCACCACCUGUGCCAACGCUACCAGCCUCACACUCCCUCCACGCUUCUUCAUGUCUAUAGGAAUGGCGUUCGUACAUGGUCAACCUGAGUCGCUGGCUGACCACGUCACCUCUGACCCCACAGACUCUACCGCCCUCCGCCGCUGUGUCCUCAACGCCACCGGAUUACUGGACCCGGAGACACUGACCCUCAACCGCAGCGCCGUGGCCACAAGUGCACGCGGUCUCCUGGCCUCCCCGGAGCUUGGAGACGCCGUGGCCUCCAGCGUACAGACUUGCCCUGAACCUGUGGCGUUCAGCGUGGAGAACUUCUUGUCGUGUGUGAAGGCAGCGUGUAUUACCAACGCCGACAAGUCCCCCUUAGUGAGUCGAGCCAAGGGCGUCCUCUCCUCUUCCCCGACGAAGGAUCCUGCCCCUGCCCAUAAGUCACUCUUCAAGGCGCCCGUCCUCCUGCCCUUCUUGAGCCCUUAAGAUCCUCCCUAUGGCCCAGGCGUCACACCCUCGGCUCCGUCACACCCUCGGCUAAGACAUACUCCAUAAAGCUGCAUUACGUUUUCUGUGGUGAAAUAGAAUCGGGCGCCAAGAUGUCCCAUUUCCUCUGACGUGGGUGACACCGCUAUCAACUUUUCCUCAGGCGACACCAUCCUCUCUUAUGUCUGUCUGUCUGUCUGUAAACACGGACGACAAUUGUGUUUACGUAAAAUAUUGUUUGUGAGUGUUGUUAAAGAUGCCACUAAUUCCUUUAUAUCCAGUUAUUUUGUAAUAAAGUUGUUAUUAUUAUGUUGUUAUUUUUUUUAUUAUUAUUUUUUAUUAUUUUUAUUAUUGUUGU